GGUUUUCAUACACAAGGCUAGUUGCAACAUCAACGAAGCUGUCACUAUCGAAUAGGAACACAGUUGAUACCACUUUUUCCCAUAUAAAGUAUUGGGACUUAUCUACGUAACGUCACGGAUCGAUAAAGAACUACUUAUAGAUAACGGUUUUAGCCAUUUUUCGAUACAUAAGGGAAAGAAUUGCCGUACCAACGACGGCAAACAACAGCAAACCAAUACUAAAGAUCAGGAAACUGAACAUGGCAUAAGGAACUGAUGAUUAUCUUGAAGCAGUCCUGAUCAACAAGCUAGUACCUGCACGAUAAAAUUGAUCGAAAAUCGAUAUUUGAUCAGGAGAUCUGGCAAUCACUUAGUAACGCUUCUAGAGAUUCUGUUUUAACAGUAAAUGGAAUCUGUCUUCUCUAAGAGCUACAGGAACUGAGCACUUAACAUUGGUCGUCACUAUUCUUGGGAGAAUGCACAUGUGGAUGACUAAACAACAAUUUUAUUAAGGUGUCCUCAUAGAUCCUCAAAGGUGUGUCGAUCCAAUUGCAUUAAGCUACUAAUAGGUUUUGUCCCAGUUAUGAUAUGUUAAAGUAGCACUAACAGCAAUUAUAGACACUCUUUUUGUUGAAGAUAAAAUGCUGUUCUUGGGUGAAUGACAAGUCCUGAAACAUAAACGCAAAGGAAAGAGAACUCGAGGAAGGAACUAGGGAUGGCGCCGAAAGGAACGCUUUUGGUCUUCUUAGUAGUUUUAACCAUUGACAUUUUUUGCGAAAGUCCAGGUGACUGUAAUUUUGACAGAGAUUACUGUAAUUGGGUGAACGACAAAUCAGAUAACUUUGAUUGGCUUAGACGCUCAGGCAGUACACCAACCCUUUUUACUGGCCCAUCUAAGGAUCACACGAGUGGGAAAGGAUUCUACAUCUAUAAUUACGCAAACGACGCCUCAGACAGUCAUAAACCAGGCGACAAAGCAAAGCUAUUAAGCCCUUCAAUGCGGGGUCCAAAGUGCAUGACCUUUUACUACAAUAUGUAUGGCCAAUAUAUGAGCUGUUUCCUAGUAUACAUUAAAGUAGAAAAUAGUACUCAGUACCUUGCAUGGAUAAAGUCUGGCGAUAGGGGAGACCGCUGGAUUGAAGCUCAAGUCUUCAUCAAUGAAACAGGAAGCUAUCAGGUGGUGCUUGAAGUUAUACAAAACUGGAGUUGGUCAGGACAUGGAGCCAUUGACGACAUCUCCUUUCACAAUGGAUCUUGUGAACAAAAUGACGACAUUUUCUACGUCUCAAAGAAAUAUGAUACCGAAGUGCUCUACAAAGUUGGAACUAUGCCACAAUAUGGUGACUGGAAAAACCAGUUCUCUUUUACAGCUCGCAAAACCACAGGGGCCCUGGGGGAACCAAUGCACUUUAUUUAUCCUUCAAGCAGCUAUGGUUAUCCUCUAAUUACGAGCACUUUAAGAUUGGAAAUUCGGCGCUUCCCGCUUGACUUUUUCUACGAUUCGGCUUUGAUAAACACUUCUAGUGUGUUCUAUGUUCUACAACGAGGAGGAUCGAUGUCAGAGCAAAUCAGCACUGUUAAUUCUUCAUACGAACAUUGUUGUAGUUUGCAAGGCAUUAACUCAUUCAACGCAGUACCAGUCGAAGAUAACAUAGCAUCAAAACUUCCGGUAAAUUCCUCUUCUGCCACCAGCAUGGCAUUUCUUGCAGUAGAUGGUAAUCCUGACACAUGUUAUUACUCACGCAAGUCUUCAAAUCCUUGGUUAAGCAUUACGCUGCCUAAAACAGCGUACGUCCAUAGAGUAAAGAUAACCAAUUAUAAAGGCUGCUGUAACAUUCCAUACGCUUCGAUGGAGGUGACGGUUGAGCGGACAUUAAAUGCUGUUGUAGCAAUAUCAAAACAAUGCGGAAACAACCAGCCAUUUAGUGGUGAUGUUCUAUCACGUCAAUUUAAAUGUCGUCCACCAAUCUUUGGAAGCCGCGUAUUUAUUCGUCUGCAUGGUGAUAACGUCACAUUAGUACUGUGUCGUGUUACUGUGGCAGCUUUUGAUUCUGUUGAUGAGGCAAAGGGUGUACAUCGUCAGAUUUGGUACAAGCUUAUAAACACACAAGGAAUGUCUUCCAUCAGAGAAAACAUUGCUUUCAACUCUGUCCCACAUGGUGCAACCCUGUCACGAGAUUUUGGUUCUCAGUUUGAGGUGGCUGAUAAUUAUGGAGAGAUGCUGACGUCCUUUUUGCAGGUUCCUUUAAGUGGCAAUUACACCUUUCAUUUAAGCUGUGGUGAUGAGUGUGAACUAUGGAUCAACGAAUUCCAUGAAAAUGGCCUUCUGUUUGACAAAGGAAGUAUUAACAGUGAUGUAGGGCAACUGUUGGUGCGGAUACAGAAAUGGGCUAGUUACAAUGACAGUCUUGGCUGUGUAACUGCCUCAACCACCAGUAAAAUCUACCUCACCAAGUGUAGAAUCUACGAAAUGAAGCUUUAUGUGAAAGAAGGUUCGAGUUUUCAGUGUUUAGCUGUUGGCAUGACAACACCAAAUGGGAAUAUUGAGCACCCAAUCAAAAACAAGUAUUUGUUUUGGAUGCAGCCUGGCCAAAGGAUACUGACUUUUACGAUGCUAGGUCCAACAGUACUGGAAGCAGACUUAGGAGAAACUGUUUCGAUAAAAGCACGCUAUACCUUCUGUUGCCAUGGGAUACAUUGUCCUAACUGUUCUCUCACGGUAGACUUUCAUGUUUUUGGUAAAGUUUUUGACGUAAGUCGAUCCUUGAAAGCAACUUGUGAAGAACACCUGUUUAGUGUACAGCUAGAUGCAGUCGUACAGCCAGGAAUACACGAAAUGAAGAUUCUAUACACUUUUACUGGAACCCCCAAGAAAGAAAAAGGUCAGAGAACAGUAGGCCAAAUCAACGUGAAAGUUGCUGUUUUGCAAAAUGAGACUUUUACGAAGGGUUUCGGCAAAUGGUCCACAGAUUCACAACCGAGUUGGAAAACUGAUAACUCAUCAGACGAACUCUAUGCCUUCAUUGAUGGGCCAUACUCAUCGAAUCUGGAAAGUCCUGUCUUACCAUGGAAACAAUUUUACAGCCAAGUUGGCCUCUGUAUUGACUUCAGUUACCUAAUGCCUAAGCCAAAACCAGCUACCUUAAAAAUAUUCUUAAAUAUCACUGGGAUUAAGUCCCAGCUGUUGUGGUCUCUGAGUGGUUUCCAUGGAAACAAAUGGAAGCGCGCACGAGUGUCAUGGCAAGCAAAAGAAAAUUCAUUGAUCGUGAUCCGAGGAGAGUCUUCAGUUAACGCGAUAAGCGUUGCUAUAGAUACGGUUACCAUAACGACCGAAGCUUGUAAAGUGCGACCAUCAUACGCUUUUCCAGGUUUUACGUGCAAUAAGGACGAGUUCCAAUGUGCUAAUGGUCACUGCAUAAGUAACAAUCAAAGGUGUGAUAAUGACUUUAACUGCUUGGACAACUCGGAUGAAAUUGGAUGUAAAUGUUUGGUAAAUGAACUAACGUGUCCAUCAGGAAAAUGUGUGAAAUCAAGGAAUCUUUGCGAUGGGACAAAAGAUUGUGAAAAUGGGUUAGAUGAAAAGAGAUGUGGUAAGGAAGUCAAUACUAGAAAACAUUUAAAGUAA
Molecule: messenger RNA, 3604 nt
Organism: Actinia tenebrosa (Australian red waratah sea anemone)
Lineage: Eukaryota; Metazoa; Cnidaria; Anthozoa; Actiniaria; Actiniidae
Biological process (GO): hormone-mediated signaling pathway; protein phosphorylation; adenylate cyclase-activating G protein-coupled receptor signaling pathway
Cellular component (GO): plasma membrane
Molecular function (GO): ATP binding; protein binding; G protein-coupled peptide receptor activity
Source: RefSeq, a predicted model, not a curated record